Nelumbo nucifera (sacred lotus) is the source of this 2152-nucleotide messenger RNA. Its product is annotated as protein DETOXIFICATION 51-like. Gene Ontology annotation, biological process: xenobiotic detoxification by transmembrane export across the plasma membrane. The record is from RefSeq and is a predicted model, not a curated record. Gene Ontology annotation, cellular component: membrane. Lineage: Eukaryota; Viridiplantae; Streptophyta; Magnoliopsida; Proteales; Nelumbonaceae. Gene Ontology annotation, molecular function: xenobiotic transmembrane transporter activity; antiporter activity.
AAUCAUCAAUAAGCCACUCCAGCUCACUAUAUUAAUACUCUCCUUCUUCUUCAUCAGCUAGCUACUUGAUAAGACCCUUUUAUCUCUUGGGAGGGAAAACAGAGGAGGGAAGGGAGGUAGCCCGACUCCUGGACUUGGAGUGCUCUUCAUGAGAGUAUCUCCCACCAGCCGCACAACUGCAGAAGUAAAAUUAGAGAGAUCAUUUGCAAGGAGGAGAUAUUAGACUACCUCUCCAUCGCCAUGUGCAGUCCAAAUUCCACUACAACCAGUACUACUGCUGUGGUCGAAAACCCAGCACAGCCCUCAAACACAAAGAUCUAUUUGGCUUUUGUAUCCCUACCACCCAACAACACCAAUGACGACCCAGAAAAUCCAAAACCAGCUCAGGAGAAACAAACCCAAUUCCCACACCACACAAUCUCUGAUAUAAUUACAGAAGCCAAUACCCUCAUCAACCUCUCCUUCCCCAUCGCCCUGACAGCGCUCCUUCUCUACUCACGCUCUAUCCUCUCCAUGCUCUUCCUGGGCCACCUCGGUGAUAUACAACUUGCUGCUGGCUCCCUUGCCAUAGCCUUCGCCAACAUCACCGGUUACUCUGUCCUUUCCGGUCUAGCACUGGGCAUGGAACCUCUAUGUGCGCAAGCAUUUGGAGCUCAGCGUCCCAAGCUUCUGGCCCUUACCCUUCAUCGCUCUGUAAUUUUUCUACUCUUCUCCUCAAUUCCCAUAUCUCUUCUCUGGCUCAGCAUGUCCAAGCUGCUUCUUUGUUUACACCAGGAUCCUGAAAUCACAAAUCUCGCACAGAGCUAUCUUCUAUUCUCUCUUCCCGACCUCCUCACCAACUCCUUCCUGCACCCAGUCCGCAUUUAUCUCCGGGCGCAGGGAUUAACCCACCCACUCACCUUAGCGUCAUUGGCCGGGGCGAUCUUCCUCGUACCCACAGGCUUCCUCUUGGUGUAUCACCUCCAACUAGGGAUAGCCGGCGUCGCCAUCGCUUCGGCGGCUUCGAACUUGUUCGCACUGCUGUUCCUGGUUGGGUACGUGAGGGCUACGGGGUUACACCUGCCGACGUGGAUAACGCCGAGCCGAGAGUGCUUGACUGGAUGGGAGCCUCUUCUCCGACUGGCGGGGCCGAGCUGCGUGUCCGUAUGCCUGGAGUGGUGGUGGUACGAGAUUAUAAUCGUAUUGUGCGGACUGUUGACGAACCCGAAAGCGACGGUAGCUUCCAUGGGCGUUCUGAUACAAACAACGGCUCUGAUUUACGUGUUUCCGUCAUCCCUGGGCUUCGCCGUGUCAACACGUGUAGGAAACGAGCUGGGAGCCAACCGUCCGAACAAAGCCAGGGUGUCAGCGGCGGUAGCGGUGUUGGUAGCGUUUAUGAUGGGAGUAUCGGCCACUGCAUUCACUUGGGGGAUGAGGAACAAGUGGGGCCGUAUGUUUACCUCGGACGUGGAGAUCCUACGGUUGACGUCCGCCGCUCUGCCCAUCCUGGGACUUUGCGAAAUUGGCAACUGUCCACAAACAGUUGGUUGUGGGGUGCUGAGGGGCACUGCACGGCCAACCACGGCUGCUAACGUCAACCUGGGAGCGUUUUAUGUCGUGGGGAUGCCGGUGGCAAUUGGGCUUGGGUUUUGGGUUGGGGUGGGCUUUUGUGGGCUUUGGUUGGGCUUGCUGUCUGCUCAGGUUUGUUGUGCUGGACUCAUGUUGUAUGUAGUGUGGACAACGGACUGGGAUGCUCAGGCAAAAAGAGCACAGCUGCUUACAUGCGCUGUGCGUGGAGAAGUAGGAGUCGGAGGUGAUAGCGUGGAAGAGAAGCCGUUGAUCUCCACCAAGCUUAAACUCAUAGUGUAGUUCUUCUUCUUCUUCAUUUAAAUUUAAAUAUAAAUUGGAGGGUUACUGAUUAGAACAUCCUUGACCUAUUUUUUUUUUUUUUAUCCCAACAAUAAAUACUAUUGUUGUUGGGUUGUGAAGUACAACUAUUUGGUUUUUCUUGUAUUAGAAUUAGAAUAGAAGCCUGGGCACUUUUUGUACAAGAAGUGGAUUCGAAAUUUGGAAAGGGGAGGGGGAUGUUGUGUUAAUUAAAUAUUGUUAAUCCAAAAUCCAAAAUUAUUUAUGAUUCCUAGUAAGCCUAUUUUAUUAAGUACUCCCAUUCAAA